Messenger RNA from Rangifer tarandus platyrhynchus (Svalbard reindeer), 468 nucleotides. Lineage: Eukaryota; Metazoa; Chordata; Mammalia; Artiodactyla; Cervidae. The record is from the annotation of a GenBank genome assembly.
AUGCCGAUGGGCGAGGUCGCCCCCCCCCCCCGCCCCGCAGGGAAAGAAAAACAACAACAACAAAAACAUCCCAACCACAACAAAACCAGCCCAGCAACACCCUCCAAGUGCGUGCGGGGUCCCAGGCCGCCCCGAGCCUCCGCCCCGGCGCCCCGCCGCCUACCCCGAGGUGGCGAGCUGCGUGCAGUCCCCCGCGGAGGCUGCAGGGCGGGCGCCGGGCAGCGGCGCGCCCUUAGCCCCAGCCGCCGCCGCCUGGCCCGCCCCCCGCGCGGCCGCCGAGCCGGCCGAGCCCCGCGGCGGCGUGUGCGUGUGAGGGUGCGCGCGUCGCGGCGGGCCUCGCCGGAACCGCUCUCCUCGCCUCCCGGCUUCCCGUGCCCUCGGGCGGGCGGGCUCCGGUGCAGCGAGACCCGGCCAGGAGCGGCCCGGCCAGCGCUCCACCGCGCCGCAGGGGCGCGCACACGGACGUAG